Messenger RNA from Carica papaya (papaya), 2194 nucleotides. RefSeq names its product putative inactive purple acid phosphatase 27. Gene Ontology annotation, molecular function: acid phosphatase activity; metal ion binding. The record is from RefSeq and is a predicted model, not a curated record. Lineage: Eukaryota; Viridiplantae; Streptophyta; Magnoliopsida; Brassicales; Caricaceae.
AACGCAGAGGGGGAAAAAUAGGAGGGAGGGAGAACGAGACUGACGAUUUGUUCCGGGGAAAUCGAUUUGAUUUCUUUCCAUCUCUUCUCCUUCUCUUCACACAGUACUAUACACCAGGACUGAUGGAAUAUUUGCAAGGGUAUCGAGCACUCACCAAAUCUUGUUGAAUCCCAUCAAGGUGUAAUGCGAGAAAGCAUUCAACCCUCAAAAAUGGUUGUGGGUUUCGCGUUAUUGUGUCUCGCUGCAAGCUUCAGCUUAGGUUUGGCUCAUAUCAAUGGAUUUGGGGAGCAACCACUUGCUCAAAUUGAUAUCUACAAAACGACUCUCGAGCUAAGUGGUUCGGCCUUGAUUAGGGCAUAUCCUCUCCAUCUCGGGUUAGAGGGUGAUGAUACUGAAUGGGUAACAGUAAAUAUUGAGUCUUCCAAACCGUCUGUCGAUGAUUGGGUUGGAGUCUUCUCUCCUGCAAAAUUCAAUUCAUCAGCCUGUCCACCAGUAGAUGAUCCAAAGGAACAGACUCCAUACAUCUGCUCAGCUCCCAUAAAGUACAAGUUUGCAAACCAUUCCAAUCUAGGUUAUGCAAAGACCGGAAGAGCUUCUUUGAGGUUCCAGCUUAUAAAUCAGCGGGCAGAUUUCUCCUUUGCAUUAUUUUCAGGCGGGCUAUCAACUCCAAAGCUAGUGGCAGUUUCAAAUUCUAUAUCGUUUGUCAAUCCUAAAGCACCCCUUUAUCCUCAGGGGAAGUCUUGGAAUGAAAGGACUGUAACCUGGACUAGUGGAUAUUCUAUUGAAGAAUCCAUACCAUUUGUUGAAUGGGGUAUGAAGGAAGCUUCUUCUAGGCAGAGGUCACCAGCUGGAACCUUGACAUUUCAUCAGAAUAGCAUGUGUGGCUCACCAGCUAGGUCAGUUGGUUGGCGUGAUCCUGGUUUCAUUCAUACAAGUUUCUUGAAGGAUCUGUGGCCGAACUUCCAGUACACUUACAAGAUGGGGCAUCUCCUAUUAAAUGGUUCAAUUGUGUGGAGCAAGACCUAUUCAUUUGCAUCAUCCCCUUAUCCUGGACAAGAUUCAUUACAGCGGGUUAUAAUAUUCGGUGAUAUGGGUAAGGCAGAGCGUGAUGGUUCAAAUGAGUACAGUGACUAUCAGCCAGGCUCGCUUAACACCACAGACCAACUGAUUAAGGAUUUGAACUAUAUUGACAUUGUUUUCCACAUAGGAGAUCUAACAUAUGCAAAUGGGUACCUCUCACAGUGGGACCAAUUCACAGCACAAGUAGAGCCUAUUGCAUCAACUGUUCCUUACAUGGUUGCUAGCGGUAAUCAUGAACGUGAUUGGCCAAAUACAGGAUCCUUCUAUGGCACAACAGAUUCUGGUGGGGAAUGUGGUGUGCCUGCAGAGACCAUGUUUUAUGUUCCUGCUGAAAACAGAGCUAAGUUUUGGUACUCAACCGAUUUUGGUAUGUUUCACUUCUGUAUAGCAGACAGUGAACAUGACUGGAGAGAGGGUUCAGAACAGUAUGCUUUCAUUGAGCAUUGCCUUGCAUCAGUGGAUAGAAAAAAACAACCAUGGUUGAUAUUUGCAUCUCAUCGAGUCCUUGGGUAUUCAUCCGACUACUGGUAUGGUCAGGAAGGCUCAUUUGAAGAGCCCAUGGGAAGAGAAAGUCUGCAGAAACUCUGGCAGAAGUACAAAGUAGACAUUGCGUUUUAUGGUCACGUUCAUAACUAUGAAAGAUCCUGUCCCAUCUACCAAAAUACAUGCAUGAGCAGAGAAAAGCAUCAUUAUUCAGGCACCAUGAACGGAACAAUCCAUGUGGUGGUUGGCGGAGGAGGAAGUCACCUAUCGAAAUAUAGCAAUGUGGUUCCGAAUUGGAGUAUUUAUAGAGAUUAUGAUUUCGGAUUUGUGAAACUAACAGCAUUCAAUCAUUCAUCUCUGCUAUUUGAGUACAAGAAAAGCCGUGAUGGUCAAGUCUACGAUUCCUUCACUAUCUCAAGGGAUUACAGGGAUGUCUUGGCUUGUGUUCGAGAUAGUUGCCAACCAAGAACUUCAGCUUCAUGAUCAUGGGCCCUAUUAUUCCUUUCUGUUCAUAAUUUCUUAUUAUAUGAAACUGGCCUCAGAUGAAAUGGAAUAUAUAUAUAUAUAUAUACACACAAACUUGUGUGCUUGGGUUUGGUAAUACACUGUAUCUGACUUUUUUUUUGGGUCC